This is a messenger RNA of Melospiza melodia melodia, 2301 nucleotides long. It is a transcript of the gene ASB3, whose product is annotated as ankyrin repeat and SOCS box containing 3. Gene Ontology annotation, molecular function: protein binding. Bases 228 to 1847 code for a protein of 539 amino acids. NCBI's taxonomy places the organism in Eukaryota, Metazoa, Chordata, Aves, Passeriformes, Passerellidae. The record is from RefSeq and is a predicted model, not a curated record. Gene Ontology annotation, biological process: intracellular signal transduction. The transcript has 10 exons.
AUGUUAAAUCUAGUUUUAGGUUAUAACAAAAUAUUAAAAUAGAAGCUAUGCUAUGUAGGAUACUUUUUUUUUUUUAAAGAAAGGACUCGCCCUGAGAUAGCAGCCACAGGACACCUAAAUCUUUCAGAGAAAGAGAAUUUAUUGCUCCAUUAUCAGGAGAACCUAACUUCUUCCUGCCUUGCUCAGGCUUGAAGGUGCCGUUUAGGAUUCAGAGGAAAACGAGUUCCAUGCCAGGGAUGGAUUUCACAGAAGCCUAUUCAGACAGGUGCUCGGCUGUGGGCCUUGCAGCCAGAGAAGGAAACGUUGAGAUUCUGAGGGAAUUGAUAAAUCGGGGAUACAGCGUCGACGUCCCGGAUAACAGGAGGUGGCUGCCCAUCCACGAAGCGGCAGCGCACAAUUCCAGUGAGUGCCUGAAGCUCCUCAUUGAUAGAGCUCCAGCUGAUGACUACAUCCACUCGAGGACGUUUGAAGGGAUGUGUGCUCUGCACCUCUCGGCCCGUCACGGCUCUGUGGAGUGUCUCCGGAUUCUCCUGGAAGCUGGGGCUGACCUGGACAAUGUCACCACCGAAUCUGCCACCACCCCACUCUUUCUAGCUGUUGAAAAUAAACAUACAGAGGUUGUCAAGUUCCUUCUCCAACAUGGAGCAAAUAUUGAAGGGUCUCAUUCUUGGUCUGGAUGGAAUUCUUUACACCAAGCUUCCUUUCAGGGUUCCACUGAGAUAAUGGAAAUGCUCCUGGAGAAAGGGGCCAGCACGGACUGUCGUGAUGACUUUGGAAUCACCCCUCUGUUUGUGGCUGCUCAGUAUGGCCAGCUGGAGAGUCUGCGCCUGCUGCUGUCCCACGGUGCGGACGUCAACUGCCAGGCCAAGGACAGGGCCACUCCCCUGCUGAUUGCUGCCCAGGAGGGACACCUGGACUGUGUGAAGCUGCUGCUGGCUGCAGGGGCAGACCCAAACCUCUACUGCAACAAUGAUAACUGGCAGCUACCCAUCCAUGCAGCAGCUGAGAUGGGCCAUGCAAAGAUACUGGAGCUGCUGAUUCCAGUCACUGACCGUGUGUGUGACAAGGGCGAGGGCAAAGUGAGCCCAGUGUACUCGGCGCUGUACGGCGGGGACGGCGAGUGCCUGGAGAUGCUGCUCAGGCAGGGCUUCAGCCCAGAUGCUCAGGAGUGCCCAGACUUUGGCUGCAGGUCCCCCAUGUGCAUGGUCUUCCAAAAGCAGUAUUAUCUGUUUGUUGAUGUCCUGCUGAAAUAUGGCAUCACCCUGCGUGGCAUCAACUUGGCUCACUGCCUGUGCCAUAAGAAAUUUAAUCUGUUCCGGCGCUUCCUGAGGUCUGGCUGUUCCCUGCCCUCAGAGGAGGAGUUAACAGACUUCGUCUUCUACAGCAGCAUGGUGCAGAAGGAAUACAAGGAAUGGCUGCCCUGCCUGCUCCUGGCUGGCUUCAACCCCGUGAAUUUCAUGUGCAGGAUUUUCUCCAUGAGUGAGGAUGUCCUUAAUUUUGUCCUGGAGUUCACGAAUUGGAGCACACUUCCUCCAGUUGUGGAGCAACACCUUUCCCAAUACAAGGAGAAGUUCACUUGGACUUCCAAGAGCCAUUUUGCCUUCCUUCCUCCCCUGUCCCACCUGUGCCGCCUGGAGAUCCGGUCCCUGCUGGGCAGCGAGCGCCUGCGCUCGGAGCGCGUGAUCCGGGAGCUGCCGCUGCCAGCCUGCCUCCAGGACUACCUGCUCUACCUGGAUGUGCUGCGAGCCCACAGCGUCCCAGAGCUGCAGGACUGCCUGGAGCAGGGGCAGGAGGGAGCUCCUUGCAGUCACUCCCAGGCAAAGGACACGGAGGAGGGACAGCAGUAACACCAGUGCUCCGUGACGGUGGUGCCGGUGCCUGGACUCCACAGCCACAGGUUUUGUAAUGGGAAUCAGGAGACACGGGAGGAGAGCUGCUGUAAAUGUCUCCUCUCCUCCCGUGUAAUCAUUCUUUUCACACUGUAGUUUUGUACUACAUCUAGAAAUUUCCUAUGGGUUCUAUGAUUUGCUUGUUUACAAUCUGUUGUAGCUUUGUAAGUGAACAUUUUCUGUUUCUUUUCUAACUCUUGGGAAGUAAAAUGAGCUUUUUCAGUGAACACAGCUUACAGAGUAGUCAAAAUCUGCCCAUUGACACUUUAUUCCAAAUACAGCAUUUACCAAAUGAAACCAUCUGAAAGUCAAGGAACACAAUCUUGUAUCAUUGUUAUGAACUUGUGUUGGGGAGGGAUGGAGCUGAACCGGAGAAAGGCAAAUUACAUAAGAAAGGAGGUUGUUUGCUGAA